Diorhabda carinulata is the source of this 2936-nucleotide messenger RNA. Its product is annotated as tigger transposable element-derived protein 1-like. The record is from RefSeq and is a predicted model, not a curated record. Lineage: Eukaryota; Metazoa; Arthropoda; Insecta; Coleoptera; Chrysomelidae. The transcript has 2 exons. Gene Ontology annotation, cellular component: nucleus. Gene Ontology annotation, molecular function: DNA binding. The coding region runs from base 2093 to 2773 and encodes 226 amino acids.
GUGUUUUAAAAACAAAUUGAGAUUAAUGAUAAAAUAAAAAUAUGAUAUUUAAAUUACGCUUUGUAAUUCAAACCAUUCUACGGGUGUUCUAAAAUUUAAUGGCACUAGAUUUCGCUUGACAGUUUAUUGUAUAUCAAUAACUAGUUUUUGCUAAUUUUGUUAAUAUGUGGAUAUAACUUGAUAUUCUUAUAUAUCUACAAUGCCGACCAUAAAAUGAGAUUCGACAUAUAGGGAAAUGUGGGGCAAUGUGGAACAGAGCGGCAAAGUGGAAUAUCCGUUUGAAUUAAAUACUUUUGGCGCCACCCCCUUCUAUCCCUUUGUAAAUGAUAAGUAACCUAUUUAUCAACUCUUUUAUAAAUCGAUUGUAACUUCAGUUAGGUUAUGUUGUGUUUGAACUCCAUUUUUGUGACUCACCACGUUUUCUUGAAAGAAAAGAUGGUGCGUAACUAUAAUGGAAGACAUCUCAACAAAGCUGGUCGGAAGACUCAAUAAAAAUAGCUAUAGCAGCAGUAAGAAGCGGUGAAAAAAAAUACGUGGGAGCUUAAUGUGCCCCGAGGAACUUUACACAGGCGCGUUCAAAAAGAUAACCCUUUAAAAGGUAUGGGUAGGCCUGUUUUUACACAAGAGGAAGAGAAGCUAUAAUAAGAGCACAUUUUAAAUAUAGAAAAGAGAUUUUUUGGAUCAACAAUAGAAGAUUUUCAGAAACUUGCCUUGGAGUUUGCAGAAAAAAAUUCAAUCCAUCCUUUUAAUAAGGAGCUGGGUCUGGCAGGAAGGGACUGGGUGUAUGGUUUCCUAAAGCGGCAUCCAGAAAUUUCUAUUCCCCAACCAGAAAAUACCUACUGGCUCGAGCAUCCGCUUUUUAUAAAAACAAUGUUGGGACCUUUUUUGAACUCCUGGGGGGACCUAAUGGGCAAAUUUAAAUUUUCUGCAAGCCAAAUAUUUAAUACAGAUGAAAAUGACAUAACUACAGUCUCAACAAACAGCCCAAAAUUCUUUCAUUGAAAGGGAAGAAACUGCUGGCGUCAGCUGAACGUAGAACCUUGGUGACGGCAGAGGUCUGCUUUAGUACGUCUGGGCAAUAUGUGCCUCCUUUACUGAUCUUCCCUCGCGUUAGAAAAGACCCAGCUUUUGAGAAGGGUCUUCCUCCCGGCAGUCUGGAUGAAUGCAACCUGAAAUUUUCGCACCAAUAUGGUUCGAGAAUUUCUUGCGCCAUGCUCAACCAACUAAAGAAGAACCAGUUCUAGUUAUAUUAGAUGGCCAUGCCCCUCAUACCAAGAAUUUAACGUUCCUCGAGACGGCGCGAACAAAUAACGUGCAUAUUUUGGUUAUUCCGCCUCACACAUCCCAUCGACUUCAAGCAUUGGGCGUGGGGUUUAUGAAGCCACUGAACACCUUUUAUGCACGUGGCUAAGAAAUAAUCCUGGGAAAGUGAGUGGUCACAUUGAAACAUAUCAGCUCUAUUUUUGGGGAAGCUUAUAUGAGGGCAGCGACUACACAGACAGCAAUUGUUGUUGUUAACUCUCACACUUUGCUCCCCUAAUUUAAAUUAUGUCUAUUUUGUGUCCAAAAUAUUAGAUUCAAAUUCAUAUGUAAGGAAUAAUUUUACACAACACAUCUUUGAAUUAUAAAUGGCUCGUCCCAAGCUAUUUUUAUAAGUACAUUAUCAUAUACCUCAGAAAGGUUUCGUACAGUGGAAUGAUUUCCAGAACAGAUCUUAAUCGAUGACACGGAAAGUCACUGCUUUAAUAAUACCUGACUCAGUAUUGAUCACUGUGUCGCGUUUUUUUUUCAUGUUUAUUUCUGCAUACAGUAAGACCCCGCUUAACGCUGUUUCGGUUUAGCGCUCUUUUAUUUCAACCCGGGGAUUCCCCGAAAUCGCUCGCAGUAUACGGGGAUUCCCCGAAAUAUUAUGCAGUGAUAGGUUUCAAAUACAUAUCCGAAAGAGUGUACUUCUAUUUCUUGUUUUGUGCCGUAUUGUACAGACAUUUUUUAAUUAUUGGAAACAUUUGUUGAUAUUAUUGUAAGUAGGUAUUAAUUUACAUAUUUAAUACUAUAUUACAGUGUCAAAUAUUUUGAUCUUAAGCUUUUUACUAUGGGUGAUAAUGAAAAAGAAAAGAAAGCAACCAGAAAAAGCAUUUCACUCAAAACUAAAAUGGAAGAGAUUAGAAGAUUAGAUUCUGAUGAAUGUCUAACUCUAAUUAGUGCUUCAUUGAAUUUGCCAACUUCAACAAUAAGGACCAUCAUGAAGAAUAAAGAAAAAAUACUGUCAUCGGCAACUGCAACUACGUCAAGCUCUGCUACUAGAAUUACCCGUUCUAGAAAUAAUAUCAUAGAGGAAAUGGAAAAACGACUGUCUAUAUGGAUUGACGACGAAAUUGACCGCAAUAUGCAAUUAAGCCAAUCUAUCAUAAUGGAAAAAGCUAGAAGAAUUUUUAAUUACAUUCAGGCUGAGACAAUUGACAAAAGUGAAACUUUCGUUGCUAGUCGAGGAUGGUUUAAUAGAUUUAAACAUCGAAAUAACCUUCACAACAUAAAGAUUACAGGAGAAGCAGCAAGUGGUGAUACAAAAGCGGCGGAUGAAUUUCUAGCGAUAUUAAAAAAAAUAAUUGAAGAAGGAAACUAUCCUCCAGAAUUGGUUUUCAAUGUUGAUAAAACAGGCUUGUUUUGGAAAAGAAUGCCGAAACUAACAUUUCUAUCGCGUGAAGAGAAACGGCCACCAGGAUUUAAAGCUUCAAAAGAUCACUUAACCCUUCUACUAGAUGGUAAGCUCUAGCGCAGGAUCUUGAUAAUAGUAGUGAGUCUUUGAUGGAAGCAAUAAAUAAUCUAGGUUUUUGAUAUCUGUAUACCUUAUGAUGGUAUGUACCUUUUAGGUUUAAGUGGUUGAUCCCAUUUUCAAUUGUCUCACUGAUCACCUAAAUAUAGUUGAUUAAGGUCCA